UUAACGUGAAGUAUAAAGGGAAUAUCAUGGGCGCUGUAGUCGCUGUUUAUGUUUACGUAUAGUACUGUCAUUGGAGUUGCGGGCAGUGAACUGCCCCUAAACUUUCUCACUGUCCUUCUUCGGUGGCGACUCUUAUAUAUGACCGUUUUAUCAAUGUGCCACCCGCCCAAUGGAAAAGGGUCUGCAGUGUGGAAAGGCGAGCGUCCCUUUACUACUGUUGCUGCUCUUGCUGCGAGCUGUGAACGGCACUUGCAGCGAGCUGGCUGCUACUUCCUCUGUAGGGCCUGUGGCUAGGGAGACUGGGCUUGGUAGCGUUGCAGCGGAGGUAACCGUGGAGGAUGACGAAUAUGCAGGCUGGGGUGAUGGAGACGAGCAGGUCGGCCAGACUAGCGGAGAGACCAGUGGAAAAAGGUCUCUUGUGAUCAUCAGCACUUUAGAUGGUCGAAUUUCUGCCUUAGACCCAGAAAAUGAUGGCAGGAAACAAUGGGACCUGGAUGUGGGCUCCGGAUCUCUGGUGUCUUCGAGCCUCAGUAAGCCUGAGGUUUUUGGAAACAAGAUGAUCAUCCCAUCUUUAGAUGGAGCCCUAUUCCAGUGGGAUAGGGACCGGGAGAGUAUGGAAGCUGUUCCUUUCACUGUGGAGUCCCUCUUGGAAUCAUCCUACCGCCUCAGAGAAGACACUGUGCUGGUGGGAGGAAAAUCUCUUACCACUUAUGGUCUAGGUGCCUAUAGUGGCAAGUUGAGGUACAUCUGCUCUGCUGUGGGCUGCAGCCGGUGGGAUGAGAAUGAGCCAGAGCCAGAGGAUGUGCUAUUGCUUCAGAGAACACAGAAGACUGUACGGGCUGUAGGACCACGCAGUGGUAACGAAAAGUGGAAUUUUAGCGUGGGGCAUUUUGAACUUAGGUUUGUUCCAGAAGUCCAACCUGGGGUGAAUUUCUUAGAAGGAGAUACCCACAGCAACAGUGUUAAAGAUGAUACGAAGGUAAUUCGGGAGGAAGAAGAUCCUGCUGCCGAAAUGAAGGAUAUGGUGAUCAAGGUCUCUGUGGCUGACUGGAAGGUUAUGGCCUUCAAUACAAAACAUGGUGGGCAGCUGGUUUGGGAGCAUCAGUUCUGCACUCCCAUUGCUUCAGCAUGGUUGGUAAAAGAUGGAAAAGUGAUUCCUAUUAGCCUGUUUGAUGACACUAGCUACUCCUCACGCAAUAGAGAGAUUCUAGAGGAUGAAGAAGACAUUGUAGAAGCAGCCCGUGGAGCCACAGAGUCCAGCGUGUACCUAGGCAUGUUUAGAGGACAGCUGUACUUGCAGUCAUCAGUGCGCAUUUCUGAGAAGUUCCCUUCAAAAUCAAAUGCACUAGAUAGCAAGAACAACGAGAAUGGGAUUAUCUCCCUGCCUACAGUCAAGUGGAAGCCACUGAUCCAUUCACCCUCAAGGACCCCUGUCCUGGUGGGUUCAGAUGAGUUUGAUAAAUGUUUGAACAAUGAUAAAUUCUCCCAUGAGGAAUACAGCAAUGGAGCCCUGUCCAUCCUACAGUAUCCUUAUGACAACGGAUACUAUUUCCCAUACAGCAAACGCUACAGGGGUCGGAGAGAGACUCAAGUGAGUGUUCUCAUGCCCCCUCACCCAUCUCGUGUGGAGCCACGCCAGAAAGAUCCAGUGCUACUGCUCCCCUGGUGGAAGGAGAUCAUUGGCACCAUUGUCUUCUGCAUUGCAGCAACUACCUACAUUGUGCGAAAGUUCUUCCAUCCAAAUUCUGUCCACAUAAGCAGACAAAGAAAGGAGUCUGAAACCCAGUGCCAGACUGACAGCAAAUUUGAUGAGGGUAAUGAGGAGUCCCGUGACAUCUGUGGCAUUGAUGGCAGGAGCAGUGAAUACAUCUCAAGGUAUCUUACAGAUUUUGAGCCAGUUCAGUGUCUUGGACGUGGAGGGUUUGGAGUAGUUUUUGAAGCCAGAAACAAAGUGGAUGACUGCAACUAUGCCAUUAAGAGAAUAAGGCUACCUAACCGGGAGCUGGCAAGAGAGAAGGUGAUGAGAGAGGUGAGGGCCUUAGCCAAGCUUGAGCAUCCUGGCAUUAUUCGAUACUUUAAUGCCUGGCAAGAAACACCACCAGAAGGGUGGCAGGAAGAGAUGGAUAAGCGUUUGCUCAAGGAUGCCAGCACCACAGACUGGCCUCUGAGCUCACCAGAUCAGUUGGAGGCAUUAUCUGUAAAAGUGCCUGUCCCAAAGCAGGUUUCAUCAGAGGAACCCUCUGAAUGUUCCCCUCCAGUUUUUGCAAAUGGACAUGGCACCUUCUGUGCCCUGGCUGCAGGUCAGCCAGUCAUAUCUCCUAGUCUCUUCUUCCAUAUAGAUUCCACCUCCACAACAACAAACAAAGAGGCUGGUAAGGCCACAAUGGACAGCUUUUUGUCAGAGGGGGACAGCCAAGGAGAACUGGAGCUUUCCGAUUCCCCUCAUUCCUUUGAAUUUUGUCCACCACGGCCUGCCGAUGAGCGAACUUCCUCUUCUUUCGAUAUUGUCUUUGAGGACUCGGGCUGCGACAACUCCUCAAAUUCUGCAGACCCAGCCCAUUCUGAUCAGGGCAGCCGCAGCACGUUUACAGAGCGCCCCAGCUCAGAGUCUAGAACUCAGGAAGCAAACUGCAGCAGCAUUGCUUGUCCUCCACCCUCCUCUCAUUCGCCACCAAGGCCCACCAGCCUCAACUUGUGUGUAUCAUCUGUUCCUGUUGAGCAUGCCAAGCUGCCAUCACCAAAGGUCUACCUGUACAUUCAGAUGCAGCUGUGCCGCAAAGAGAACUUAAAGGACUGGAUGAGUAAGCGAUGUCUCAUGGAACAGAGGAACCCUGUGGAGUGCCUGGGCAUCUUUCUGCAAAUUGCAGAGGCUGUCCAAUUCCUUCACAGCAAGGGCCUUAUGCACCGUGACCUCAAGCCAUCAAACAUUUUCUUCACGAUGGAUGAUGUGGUGAAAGUAGGAGAUUUUGGUUUAGUGACUGCCAUGGAUCAAGAGGAUGAUGAAGAAGCUGCUGUUCUUACACCAAUGCCCUUGUAUGCCAGGCACACUACCCAAGUGGGCACUAAGCUGUACAUGAGCCCUGAACAGCUGUCUGGCAACUUGUACUCUCACAAAGUGGACAUCUACUCUCUAGGCCUUAUCCUUUUUGAGCUGCUCUGUCCUUUCAACACACAGAUGGAGAGAGUUCGGACUUUAAUGGAUGUAAGAAAUCUAAUAUUUCCAUCAGAGUUUUCACAAAAAUACAAGCAAGAGCAUGAUAUGGUACAGAAGAUGCUAUCUCCUUGCCCAAGUCAAAGACCAGAGGCAGUGGACAUCACGGAGACUCCCGUCUUUCAGGACCUAGAGAUCCCCAGCAGACUCCUCCUGAGGCAGCGAUCUCGAACCUUCAGCUCUUCUGGGAAUCGUCAUUCCCGGCAGCCUAGUAGCUGAAAUGAUUGUCCCUCAAGAGUUAAGGGGUCAGGAAUGAAAUGGAGGUUUGUGGCAGCUUCCUGACUUCACAGACAGCCGCUUACUCUGUCUUCCAGUAAUAUUCCAGACUUUUGAGGUCCACAUUCUAAUUUUGUAUUUACUGCUAGCACCACCCAUUCUGGAAUGUGUGCACGUGUAGAGACUUUGGUAUUUCUUUUGUCUACAAUAUUCUCUGGCAGAGUAAAUGGAGACCUCUUUUCAUGCAAAGAACUGGAUCCACUUAACCACACUUUAAGCAUUCUUCAUGACAUCUUGCAAAAAAAUACAUUUUAUACUCAAAUGGUUAACCAAAAACAACCUUGUCACAGCAAAGGUGUCUUCCUAUACAUCAUGAUGUCUAAGAUUUGGAAAAGUUAACUUUGCAGCUAGAAUACUGACAUUUCUCCAUGCAUUUGUUUUUGAACACAGCCAUGAUUAAGAAUUUUUGUAUAAAAAGAUAAGGGAAAAAUAAAAAAACAAGUUUCCUCUGGUUGUUUAUUACCUUGCCAUGUCCCACAGUUAUAAAUAUAAUUGACGACUAUGGAUUCUGUCUUCACAACUGCAGUUUAGCACUCAAACGUGUUGGUCUCCAGGAGCCACAUAAAGUGAAAAUGCAAUCUAGUGGCUCAGUUUCAUUGUGCUGGUGUCCAGUAUUGAACCAAGAACUACAGCAGCCAUUUUCAUCUUAAUGUCAAUAAUGUCUUCUCCAGCAUUCUUCUCCUUUUGACUUUCCACUCUUGAUGAAAAAAUGCCAGCUUGUUAUGUGUUCUCCAGUGUUCCUUGUUCGCUUCAAGUUUAAUUUGCUUUUCUUGAUGCUUAACAGUAUGCCAGAGCAACAUUUUUUUUUAUGUCAAAAAAAAGCUUGGCUGUUCUACAAUCACUUGCUUUCAGUGAAGUUGCCGCCAUCAAUAGCAGUUACAGAUGUCCAACUGCACCUCCGUUUUCAAAACCUUUGAAUCUUACUGAUAUGUCCUGUCACUUUGUGUAUUUUGUAAAUGGACUUCUUUAAACAGGAAAAAAAACUUGAUCAAAGGGCAAGCUUUAAUACCUUUUGUAAAUAUUAUUUGUUCACAUUUUGUAUUUUUCUUGUCUUCUUUAAUGGGCAUUUGCAAGCAUUGAUUGUUGGAUAUCCAGAUAAAUGACUUGUCACUACAUUGAUUAAAAAGGGAGACAAUGAAAAUGGGGGUGAGGGGAGGACAAAACGAUCAAAGCACUUAAUUUGUUAGAAGAUGAUGCAUGAUGCAAAAUGUGCCCACUGUAUAUAGUUUUAUACAUUCUGACUUGUUUAUUUCAAAAAUGGGGGGAGGACAAUGGGAAAGUUUUAAGUCCCACCUGUGUGCUUGUGUGUGUGUGCGCGCUCACUGCUUCCAAAGUGUCCACUAAAUGGAAGAGAAUAUAGCAGAUUAAGAAGCUGGGUGGGGUGUGAAUUUUUUAUAUAUAUAUGUAAAUAUACUGUAUACACCAAUUCAAGCUUUUUGAAUAUUUUUCUCUUCUACUGCCAUUUUUUUUUUUUUUUAAAACAAGGCGAAAUUAGAUAGACAGUUACAGUACGCUUUGUUAUGUAGUAGUUCGUUUAGCAUUUCUCUCACAUUACAGUGACUCACUUAAUUCCCUUUUGUAUUGCUGCUGCAGUUUUGUAACCAGUUCAUCAUGUAUCCAUUAUGGUUAAACCUCACAUGCCUUUAUCUUGUCAAACCUUUCCCAGGCAAUUGUUAUACAAUCAUAAUGUUCCUACCUUGAUCUUCCUUUUGUUCCAGUAGAGCAGAUUCCACCUAGUGAUACGUUUAUAUUUUGAAAAGUCGCCGUUGAAGAGAGGGGCUUUGGCACACUAUAUGAUGUACUAAAAUGGGCAGGUGGCUGACCAGGAACACUCAAACAAGUGAGUAGAGUUGUAUUAAUUUGCUUGUCUGAAAUGGUGUUUGUUAGUCACACUUGGUUGGCCAGUUCUAAAUCUCUCCACUUGGACAUGCGGGUUUUUUUUGAUUUAUGUAUUGUUUUCUUCAGGGUAACAUUUUUCUGUGCAUCUGAUCCCUUUCUGACCACAAAUAUCGAACUGAACAAUGUUGUUCAGUAAUAAUUUUGAAAGAAGAGCCAGUGUGAUCAGACCUUACACUGUACGUUUCACACUCUUUACUUUCUGUGUGAAAAGUGCUUAUGGCAAAAUCGCCUUGCUCAGGUUCCAGACCUGGCAUUUAAGGAAGGUGUCAAAAACUGUGAACUGUAUGAACAGAAUGGUCUUCUGUCCCUCACCUGUAAUCUAACAUAACCUAUUCUGGAAGGGCGUGGUUUGUUAAUCAUUAUCUGGCUUCACUUUAAAUGGACAGUUUUCUUAAUUAUCUUAGGUGUGAAUUAGAGUUGCCUCUCAGGAGAUGCAGGCAAUGUAACAUCAUUUUCAAGAAAUUAUUUGUGCACAUGUGUUUUCCCUACUGCUUUUUCAUAACGGUGGCAUGUGGGAUUGCCUCUCCAUUUUUUUAAGUAGCUAAUAAAAAUAUCUGUUAUUGGGAUUGAUUCAUACAAAAGACCAUUGUAUUUGACAACUGAAUCUUCAACAAAAAUUAGAAGACAUCCAGAUACGUUUGGACAGAAAACUGCUAUCCUACAGAAUGCAACAAAAAAGUAAUCAUUAUUCAAAGAAAAGUCCACUUGUCUGCUGCUCUAUAUAUGGAAGUCUGAUCUGGACAAAGAACUAGGCGUGCAGCUCACUUUGAGAUGUGGAUCAGCCAUCAUAUGACAGGCGUCUGCAUACAUACUCCUGGAGGGCUCUAAUAGCUACAGGUUUUUGUAUGUUUAAUCCAAUUACUUAAUUAGAAACCAAACCUUGGAGGUCUUAUUUAACUUUAUGGCUUUUUAGUGUUUUCAUUCUGCCAUGUUGUCAUAUCCUUAUAUCGUAGAAUUUUCUUUUCUAAUGAUGAUAUCCAAAUUAUUUGUAUCCUGAAGUGCAUCAGCAAUUCUCAGCCCUUCACUUAUUUUAACUUUUUUUUUUAGUUUCCUUCCAAAUAUUACAUGAAGAUAGAUAGUUUUUGGUGAAAAUACUCCUGUUUAAAUGGAAGCAGAUCAGAUGGAGAACUGCUGAUUCCUUUGUCAUUUACAUUUUAUUGUUCAUAAGAAGCAAUUAAAACAGUGAAUGCAGCUUUUUAAGACUAAAAUAAGCAGUUAAAGCUGGGGAAUCUUAAUACAGUAAGUGAGGCAUCUGAUAUGAAGCACAACAAUGGCUUCAACAGCAAUGAUUAAAUUCUCAUUAAGGAAAUUGGGUUGGAAUGAAAACCUGCAGCCACCACAGCCCUCAAGGACCGAUUUUGCUGACACUUGACUUGAGUCAUUAACUACAAUAAAUACUAAUGGGUUUUUACUCCCAAUACAACUUUUUCUUUAUCCUGAUUCUGUAGCAGUUUUGAAAAAACGGGGAAUCCAUUGACUGCUUUUGUUGCUGAAUUCCUAAUAAUAUAUAAUAUAUAAAUAAUUGGCGAAAUUUUCAAUUCACAUUCAUUGCACAAAUAAACACAUUACAAAAUACAUUUAAUGAUUAAAUGUAAAGGAUAUGCAAUUAAUGAUGGUAAUUAAUUCAUUUGAUAUUUUGAAGAAAACAUAAUGAAGGUGUUGUCCUUUACUCUGUACAUAUUCUGACAGCCUGUUGUGGAAAUUCUGUAUUGCUCGACGUAACAUGUCAAGAGGAAUGCCAGCGAUUUCCUCUUCAGUCCUCCUUUUUAGUUCAGAAAUGGUUGCAGAAUGUUUGCGGUACACUUGGCUUUUAAGAUGUCCCAGAUCUGGGGAUCUCAGAGGCCAUAGAAUGUCGCCAUUGAUUAAAAUGACGUGCCUUCCAAACAAUUCUCCAAUAGCUGCCAUAGAUUGUCGGGCAGUAUGUGAAGUGACUACACCUGGGGACUGGCUGAACCAGUUUCUUCGAAAUUAUGCACCCAUGUUGUAAACGCAUCAGCAGACGGGACACAAUCAUGAUGUCCUAACUGGUAAUGACGCCGAAAUUCCCUUUGUGCGCAGCAGUCAGACUAUCACCGUUCUUAUAAAAGGCUUUCACAGCGAACGCUUGUUGCACACCACUCCACUGUUCCAUUUUCCCUAAUAACAAGGGGUUCUAAACGAAGUCACAAACAACUCAACACCUAGCUCCAAAAUGUCCCGUUUCCCUGCGCCACCAUGCAUUAUAUAAGCUCACCUUCACUUAGUAAAGAGAAAAUUUGUCAUCUGUGAAACAUUUGGUCAAUUACCGAUUUAAACUCAUUCUGGAUUUUGGAUGUUUGAGUGUUUCAGAAAAUUUAUUUUUUAAGUAGGAGAAUUUUAGCACCUGCCUGACUUAGCCUCUCUUCUUGGUUAUUCUAAGCUUUUCAUGCCUUCUCGGUGUAGUACCCUAAAAUUCUACCAGAUGUUCUGUUUUAAAUCAUGGCAACUCAAAAUACACAAGACUCUCACCUUGCCGUAAGGUUAGAUGAUGUAUGACAAGUGGCACCCAUGGGCUGGACCUAUAAUGAGAUGACUUAUGAUGGAGUUGUACUAUUCUGGUCUUGGUCAUCUCAACGGCAAUUAAUUUUGAUUUCCCACCAGUGUGUUUCCAAUUCCCUUCUACAACCCCCGCCCCCAACUCUUGUAUUAUAUGCAAAUUUCUUUCAGCUCCAUCAGUAGUUGCCUAUACCCUGGAAUGUUGGAGGCGGAUCCUUAACAUGGGAACAUGAUGAUUGUUGUCUUCCUGGCAAGAUGACGCCAUUGAGCAUGUGAUCUGUUGUCACCCCUGCUGAUAACUCAAUUUGCUACCAAAUGUUACUAUUGUAUGUAAAAUUGGUCCACUUUCUUUUCUCUGCUCUGUAAAUAUUUAUUUUUUUUUUUUUAUUUAUGACUGUAUAAUCAAUCCUUUUGGGUUGGUGGUAUGAAGGAACGCACUUUUUUGCAAUAUUGAAGUGCAUUAAAAUAAUUAGACUUGUAAGAAGUCAACAUUUAAUAAAAUGUUUUAUGACCUUUUAA
Polypterus senegalus (gray bichir) is the source of this 8419-nucleotide messenger RNA. RefSeq names its product eukaryotic translation initiation factor 2-alpha kinase 3 (gene eif2ak3). The transcript has 17 exons. NCBI's taxonomy places the organism in Eukaryota, Metazoa, Chordata, Cladistia, Polypteriformes, Polypteridae. The record is from RefSeq and is a predicted model, not a curated record. Gene Ontology annotation, molecular function: protein binding; protein kinase activity; ATP binding. Bases 170 to 3430 code for a protein of 1086 amino acids. Gene Ontology annotation, biological process: protein phosphorylation.